This is a messenger RNA of Asparagus officinalis (garden asparagus), 600 nucleotides long. RefSeq lists its product as uncharacterized. The record is from RefSeq and is a predicted model, not a curated record. Bases 1 to 600 code for a protein of 199 amino acids. NCBI's taxonomy places the organism in Eukaryota, Viridiplantae, Streptophyta, Magnoliopsida, Asparagales, Asparagaceae. The transcript is spliced from 3 exons.
AUGGGUUACUUGAAGAAGAAGUUUUUUGUGAGGCAACCACCUGGAUUUGUCAAGAAAGGGUGUGAGUAUAAAGUAUACAAGUUAAAGAAAGCCUUGUACGGGCUGAAGCAAGCGCCUAUGAUUGAAGAUUUUAAGAAGUCGAUGAUGCAUGAAUUUGAGAUGACAGAUCUUGACUUGAUGUCUUAUUUUCUUAGUACUGAAGUGAUUCAAGGGGAUGAUGGGGUUUUCAUAUGUCAAAAGAGAAUUCCUGCGGAGGUUGGUACUAACUUAUCUCGAGAAGUUGAUGGUGCACAAGUUGAUCCUGCUUAUUUUAAGCAACUUGUUGAGAGUUUAAGAUAUCUCCCAUGUACAAGGCUAGAUGUAGCCUAUGGAGUUGGUCUAAUCAGUAGAUAUUUGGAGGCCCCUCGCCAAUCCCAUCUACAAGUUGCAAAGAGAAUUAUGCGGUGCCUAAAGGAGACUUAUGAUCAUGGUUUAUUUUAUUAUUCAUCUAACAAUUGUGAUGUUGUAGGCUAUUCUGAUAGUGAUUGGAGUGGAGAUCAUGAUGAUUGCAAAAGUACUUCUGGCUAUAUUUUCAAUUUUGUCUCCACUGCAUUUUCAUGA